CCAAGGCCACGCCCCUUUUCCAACAUCCGGGACUUUCAGCGAGAAGCUGGAAAAAACACCUCAGACUCUCAGGAACGACCACUAUUUGUCGGCAUUUGCCGCCAUUUGCGGUCUUUUGUGAAAGAAAUUAAACUGAUACUCGCGGUGGUAUGCUGCUUUUAGGCGUCUUGUGACUUAACUCGAACCGCUUUCUUGGGAAGGUUUGAGGUGACGGACGGUGUCAGUUUGUGGCUGUCACGCAGGCGCGCGAGCGCUCGCUCAAACAGCCGCGCGCACGUGUCGCGCACUCGAUCUAGCUGGUUUGCGGGAACGCGCCCGGGUCCCGGUCAGUCAGUCAGAACCGACCCCGAGUCUCGAGCGGCAUAGUGACGAACAGAAACGACCACCUUUGGGAAACAAGACCGUAGACAUCUCAUUCAGUGUUUUCUACAUGCACUGUGAAGUUGCUGUUGACAUGGGGACGCCAGGAUCAGGACGAAAACGGGCCCCAAUUAAAGACCGUUUCUCAGCCGAGGAUGAGGCUCUGAGCAGCAUCGCCAGAGAGAUUUCCUGAUGCAGUCUCAUGACGGAGGCUCUGCUGGUCUAUAGAUAGAGCUGGAGACACUGGGCUCAGCUGAGCUGCUCUGGCAGAGGCAAGACUUGCUGCGAAGAGAGCAGCUCGUGCUGAGGCCCGGGACAUCCGGAUGAGAGAAUUGGAGCGGCAGCAAAAAGAGCUGUCUUACCAUCAGCACUCCUCCUCUAGCAGGAAAUGGGGGCAAAUCCACCAAUGGAUGGCUGAUACAGAAAAAGCCCGUCAUGGUCAUCAUUCCAGUAGCCACAGUCGACGGGGAUUAAAUGAUGACACGGCAUCAAUCCGGAGUGUCGGAAGUUACAGGUCAAGUUCGUCAUCUUUACGAGACUUGAGCAGUUCUCAUCGCUCCAGUCGGGUUAGUUCUUCCAGGAAAAGAGACUUGGUGUCCGGCAUCUCCGGUAGUUCCUCUUUGAAGAGCUCCCACUCCACUAGCUCUGUAUAUAAUGAUCUUCACAAAAAACCUGUUGGAAGUAGCUCCAAAAAGGACCUUCUGACUGGAUUGUAUCAUGACCAAAGAAACUACACCAGCUUAAAGAACUCCAAACCUUCUUCCUCUGCUGUCUCUACUUAUACACCACGGGCUUCGUCCAGCAGCAGUUCUACAGGUCUGACGCGAAGCUAUAGUGUGGCCUCCAUUUGUGAUGACGGUCUGUAUGGUUCAUAUAGUUCCCGAGCUCCCUCUGAAUGCAGCUGGUAUUCUUCUGGUGCCAGUUCCACCCGCAGCAGCCCCGUGUCAUCCUCUGAUGACGAUUCUGGCAGCACUGUGUCUCAAAGUCGACGUGGGAGAAGGGAUAGUGUGUUGUCUGAUUUCUCUGAUAUCUCUGAGACGGCUGCUGAUUAUUUCAGCCGCUCUAAUCGCAGGGGCAGCAUUGUCUCUGAUCUUGAUGAUCUGAGCAUCCCAGACCUGGACAGUCUCGAUGAGAAAUGUGACAAGCAGUUUACAGACACCUACAGCCGGCCCUCCUCUCGAUGUACCACUCCGGCGCUCUCCGCAGCUGCCCUGGCAUCUCUGGGAGGUAGCAGUUCUAGAAGGGGCAGCGGAGAUGCUGGAAGCAUCAUUAUGGAUGCAGAAGCUUCUAUCAGCGAGUUAAAGGACAUCUAUGAUCUAAAGGACCAGAUUCAGGAUGUAGAGGGCCGAUACAUGCAGGGUCUUAAAGAGUUGAAGGAUUCUCUGUCGGAAGUGGAGGAGAAGUACAAGAAAGCCAUGGUAUCCAACGCCCAGCUGGACAAUGAAAAGGCAAACCUCAUCUACCAAGUGGACACACUCAAAGACGUCAUCGAGGAGAUGGAAGAACAAAUGUCAGAGCUGCACAGGGAAACAGGGGAGAAAUCAAAGGAGUUAGAGCGGCAGAAGCACACGUGUUCAGUCCUACAGCACAAACUAGAGGAGAUGAAGGAGGGAAUUCGUCAGCGAGAUGAACUUAUCGAGGAGAACCAGAAAAUUCAGCAAAAGCUAGAUAACCUCACAAGAGAGGCAUUUGACCUGCAGGAAACUGUUAACUGGAAGGACAAAAAGAUUGCGGCGUUAGAGAGACAGAAAGAAUACUUUGAUUGCAUUAGGAAUGAGAGAGAUGAGCUCAGGGAUGAGCUGGCUGACCUCAAGGGGAAAAGCCAAAUGGGAGAGAAACACAGGCUGGUCAUCAUACCCGAGGAUAUGCCCAACGGAGACAUCAGCCACGAGUCUCCUACCUCAGGCAUCACUGUGGUCACACAAGAGGCAGCGCAGGUGCUGGAGUCAGCAGGAGAUGGACCUUUGGAUGUAAGACUACGAAAGCUUGCGGAUGAAAAGGAUGAACUUUUGUCCCAGAUCAGAAAACUAAAGAUGCAGCUGGAGGAAGAAAGACAAAAGCACUUAAAGAUCGACAGUGUUUACACAGAAGGAGAGCGAAUGGAGAACGGCAGUGACCUGCAUUUCAUCGAGAUGCAGAGGGACGCCAAUAGACAGAUAAGUGAAUACAAAUUCAAGCUUUCAAAAGCUGAACAGGAAAUGGCAACUAUGGAACAAAAUGUAAAUAGACUUGAAGGACAGGUGUCCAGAUAUAAAUCUGCAUCAGAUAAUGCAGAAAAGGUAGAAGAUGAACUGAAAGCAGAGAAAAGAAAACUUCAGAGGGAGCUGCGCACAGCCUUGGACAAGAUCGAAGAAAUGGAAAUGACCAACAACCAUCUUGUAAAGCGCCUGGAGAAGAUGAAAGCAAACAGAAACGCUCUUCUGUCCCAGCAGUGAAGAGAGACUCUCCAACACCUUACAGUAGGACACCAAAAACAAAACUGCAGGCCCUUUAACUUCUUUCCUUGCCUCUCGUGGUAAAAUACAGAUUUACACCCCACUAAGGCAGCACUGUGAGGGAGGAAGCCUCUAAACCUUUUCUGAACCUAAGAAUAUUGUACUUCUGUUGGUUUUGUUGUCUUUAAAAGCUUGGUACAUCACGGUAGCCGUUGAGGUUUCAUUGCUCGGACUGGGUGCUUUUUCCCCCUCCUCUUUUGUAAGUUGCACACAUAUAAAAGCGCUUUUUAAACUGUAAAUUGACAUGAAUGCAGGGCCCUUGACGUCCAUGUAAAUGCUUACACAGCAAUGUGCCUUCACAGGGAGGACGAGGGUUAUAUGCAUUGUAACACUAUACAGGAAAAGCAUAUAUUUCUACCGGUACAAAAAACAUCAAUGUGUUUAAUAAAGGGUACAGCCAUGAGUUGAACAUUUAUAGAGAAUUAAUCAUGUCUGCUAUGGUUUCAAUUAAGUAUUUUUGUUUUGUUUCAAAUAUUUAAAAUAUUUCUUGAAAAUAAAUGUGUAAAUGAAUGCAGUAUGAACGGGUGGGUGAUUCAUGAAUUGUGAUUGUUUGCAGGGCACAUCGAAUUUUGUUAGGGUUUUUUUUUUUUUUUGAAGUUCUUUGUCACAAUGGACUACACCAAUUUUUACACUAAAUGUAAUGAUUUUAACUCCCAGUAAGAGACCGAUGUUUCUACUGUGACAUUGUGUUCAGAUUCAAGUCCCAAAUGCCACUUGAUGCCUUUCACAAUGCUGUUGUAAUCCGGUUUGGUGCAACUUUUUAAUCACACUAGAAACCAAUUGUUUGACACUUCAUGCGCACAGUGAUUGUGACUAAAGCAGCUGCAAAGUAUACUGUAAAUAAACUACACAAUUUACAAAUUAA
Cyprinus carpio (common carp) is the source of this 3720-nucleotide messenger RNA. Its product is annotated as leucine-rich repeat flightless-interacting protein 2-like. The coding region runs from base 684 to 2795 and encodes 703 amino acids. NCBI's taxonomy places the organism in Eukaryota, Metazoa, Chordata, Actinopteri, Cypriniformes, Cyprinidae. The transcript has 29 exons. Gene Ontology annotation, biological process: regulation of DNA-templated transcription. The record is from RefSeq and is a predicted model, not a curated record.